This is a messenger RNA of Drosophila novamexicana, 1349 nucleotides long. RefSeq names its product general transcription factor IIH subunit 3 (gene Tfb4). Bases 156 to 1058 code for a protein of 300 amino acids. Gene Ontology annotation, biological process: nucleotide-excision repair; regulation of DNA-templated transcription. Gene Ontology annotation, cellular component: transcription factor TFIIH core complex; transcription factor TFIIH holo complex. The transcript is spliced from 6 exons. Lineage: Eukaryota; Metazoa; Arthropoda; Insecta; Diptera; Drosophilidae. The record is from RefSeq and is a predicted model, not a curated record.
CCUGGCGCGAGCGAAGCGCAUAAUGCACGAGCCGCUGCUCUGAGCGCUCUGAGAGCGUGUGACGUCAUAAAUUUUAAGCAGCUUGCAUUGCGAACUCUUGCGCAACCUUGCAGCCUUGCAGCAGCAUUGACACAGCGUUUUAUUUUGCCGGCAAAAUGGACGCAACGGAGGUAGCAGCAAAUAAAGAAGCCGAGGCAAGUGUUGAUCUGUUGGCUAUUGUGCUGGACACGAAUCCCUCACAGCAGAUUGUGCGCCAAAAUCCACAAAAUCUGACACAAAUUCUAGAGGCCGUCAUCGCCUUUGGCAAUGCGCAUCUCAUGCAAAAGGCCCAAAACAAAUUGGCUGUAAUAUCCUGUUCGCAUCAUGCCACCGACUUUCUGUACCCGCUGCCUGGGCGGCAAGUGGAGCUCCGGCAGAUUGAUGGCCAAUAUGAGGCAUUCAGCUUGGUGGAGAAGACAGUGAAGCAACAAUUGGGCAGCAUACUAAUGAAUGCGCCACGCCUGAGCGCAUCCUGCGAGAGUCUACUGGCUGGCAGCAUGUCCAUGGCGCUGUGCUACAUAUCCCGCCUGCAACGCAAUGUCGCCGCUGGCGUCAAGAUGCACUCACGCAUUUUGGUGCUCACGGGCAGCAAUGAGUGCGCCUCACAGUAUAUGACCUAUAUGAACGUGUUCUUUACGGCCCAAAAGCUGGGCAUUGUCAUCGACACCUGCGCCCUGGACAAGACACUCAGUCUGCUGCAGCAGGGCUGUGACAUAACCAAUGGCCAGUUCCUCAAGGUAACCCAGCUGGAUGGCCUGCUACAGUAUUUGCUAUGGGUAUUCUUGCCAUCGCCCCAAAUGCGUCACAAAUUGGUGCUACCACCGACCCCAAAGGUUGACUAUCGCGCCUCGUGCUUCUGCCAUCGCGAGCUCAUCGACAUCGGCUACGUUUGCUCCGUCUGCCUGUCCGUAUUCUGUAAAUACAGUCCCAUCUGCACCACAUGCCACACCAUCUUCAAGAUGCCUGGACCACUGCCCGUUAAGCCCAAGAAGAAAAAGAAGACUGAGAAACAAAUGUGAGCGAACAUUUUAGCUCUUUUAUUAUUUCACGCUACUCGGGUUCAAAACGUUUUAUAUAAAUGUCAAAUUAAUACAGAUACCUGCAUAUGAUUAUAAGCUUCUGUUACCCGGCAUUGGGCUGUUGUCUGUAUCUGAGGGGCAUCCCCGAUACCUCAAAGGGAUCUAGUCAUGUCCGUCUGUGUGAGCGCGUCUCUCUUGGAAAACUCAUGAGCUAGAGCCUUGAGCUUUGAAAGAUAUUUUCCUAUUUAAAUGCAUUAAUCACUUUCUCUCUCGACAAAUGUCUGUUUUGAG